UAAUGCUAAUGAGCUCCUAUAAAUAGAGGAGCACGACCCUCAUUCCCAACACAACUGACUCGCUCUCCUCAGAGAAACAUCUCUCCGUCUGAAAGAAUGGCUCCGAGCUACAUGACUGACUACUCCAAACUCUCCACCAAACAGAAGCAUAAAUUGAGGAAACCAGUGGUGGAGAAGAUGCGCAGAGAUCGCAUCAACAGCUGCAUCGAGCAGCUCAAAUCCAUGCUGGAGAAGGAGUUCCACCAGCAGGAUCCAAACACCAAGCUGGAGAAAGCCGACAUCCUGGAGAUGACGGUGGUUUUUCUGAAACAGCAGCUGCAGCCCGAGACCUCGGCUCCACAGAAAGCCCACUUUGACGGCUAUUCCCAGUGCUGCAGGGAGACCGUGAGCUUCUUAUCUGGAAACUACGAGGUGGACGCUGUACGUCAGCAUCUGAACCACUGCCAGGAAGCCCAGAGAUCGUCUAAAGACCUCGCUCACGUGUCUCCAGCUUCCCAUCAGAUCAUCAAGGUGAAGCAGGAACCGAGCGCUCGCAGACCUCUCUGGAGACCCUGGUAGAUGAAGAAAGACUUUGACAGAAGAACUAGAUGGUGGUUUUACCAUCUCUUAUGUAAUAGGAGACACCUCCUUUUCGCUUCUACCUAGUUUGUAGAAGAAAAUGGGUUUCACAAUGUGAAAGUCUAAUCUUAUACAGAGGAUUAUAUUCUGAUAAGAAGUUUAUUGUAAAACACCUCUGUAGUUUUCCUCAUGGAUGGACAAUAAUUUGUAUAAAUCUUCACAAUGAAGAGUCGAUAAGCAUCUGUUUAACUCCUGUGGAGUCUAAGUAAUUAUUUGCAAUGUUUGAUUUGCAAAUGUAAUGGUUUCUUCUUAUGAAAGAUGUGAAUUUUCCUUAUUUCCAAUUUGUAGUCAUACAUAUCAUACUGUUACAUACCAAUAAACAACUUGAAAACCAAAAACA
Messenger RNA from Carassius auratus (goldfish), 958 nucleotides. RefSeq names its product transcription factor HES-5-like. The record is from RefSeq and is a predicted model, not a curated record. Lineage: Eukaryota; Metazoa; Chordata; Actinopteri; Cypriniformes; Cyprinidae. Gene Ontology annotation, molecular function: protein dimerization activity. The transcript is spliced from 2 exons. The coding region runs from base 97 to 558 and encodes 153 amino acids.